Messenger RNA from Schistosoma mattheei, 2084 nucleotides. The record is from the annotation of a GenBank genome assembly. NCBI's taxonomy places the organism in Eukaryota, Metazoa, Platyhelminthes, Trematoda, Strigeidida, Schistosomatidae.
UGGACGACCGAUCCUUACGGAACCCGACCUGUUGAUCUCGAAGCUAAGUGUCCACUGAAUCAUUCAUCUGAUUCAGCAACACUGUUGGAAACGUUUGCUGGCUCGAAUGGUAGUAGGAUGCCUCUGUGGUUCUCACAUUUACUGAGGUUUUCUUUCUUUGGUAUCUUGAUGAGGUAUUCUUCUUUCCAUUCUGUCGGCAUUUGUUGCUCCUCCUAAAUCUUUCAGAAUAGGAUGUGAAGCAUGUUUUCAGUUACUUCAAUAUCUGACUUCAGUGCUACAGCUGGUAUAUUGUCAGGUUCUACUGCUUUCCCACAGUUGAUCUGUCUGCCAUCCUGAUUUUUUCUAUUGUUGAUGGAGUGGCAACCAUAGGGAUGUGCGUGUGUGCUGCUUCGAUGUCUGGUGGGUUCAGUGGUAUUGGUCUGUUCAAAGGUUCUUUAGAGUGUUCUCAGGUUUCCCUUCACUUUCAACUCUCUCCACUCUCGUCGCUAGAUGUUCUACAUACUUCCGUCUAUCAGUUCUAAUGCUGCUCUUCACUCGCUUGUUUGCCUGUGAAUUUGGCUUCUGUCUUGACCUUCUCUAUUAUUGUUUGGUUGUUGUCGACUACUGUCUUCCUGUUCUUACUUUCUUGAAUCGUGCGUAGGAUAUCAACAGAAAUCCACCCUUUAUGACAAUGCUUCUUGCGACGCAGCACCUCCUGUUGAAUGGCUUGCUUCUUAACUGUGAUUCCCAAAACAACUGAAGUGAGAUCAUGGAAAUUUCAGGAAAACACAUAGUAUGAUAUGAGGCCAAAACUUCCAAAAACUAUUUCAGCAUGGCAGCUGAUGAGCUUUUUACCACCUGGUGCAGCGGACAUCACAUCUGAAUUACACUUCACAAGGACCAGACGUAUGCCCAAUAUAACUCGUCCAGACCAAUUACUUAUUAAGGUUAAAGCGGCAUCGUUAAAUCCUGUAGAUUCUUUGCUUGUCUAUGGUUAUGGUUCUUCUAGCUUUAAUUUAUUACGUCGCUUUACAUCAAACUAUGGUUGCUUUGGUCUACCUGAUGCCACAACAGCAGAAAAUGCUGACUUUCCUUUUACACCUGGUCGUGAUUUUUCUGGUCAAAUAGUUGACAUCGGUUCAGAAGUUGCUUUAUCCAACCUAAACAGGCAAAAUAAACUUAUUAUUGGUACAAAUGUGGCUGGCGCUACAUGGCCUUUUCUCAGUACUACCGGAUCUGGUUCAUUAGCUGAAUAUAUUGUCUGUCCAGCCGAUUAUGUUGCUCCAUUACCUAGUAAUGUUUCUUUCAUAUCUGCAGCUGCAUUAGGAUAUGCUGGUUUAACUGCAUGGUCAGCUUUAGUUGAUGCUGGUGGAAUCGACCCUGUUAGUAAGUCAUCAUCAUCAACUUGUUCAAUUCUUAUAACUGGCGCCACUGGUGGUGUUGGCUUUAUUGCAGCACAAUUGGCUAAACUUUGGGGUUGGAAAGUUCAUGUCACAUGUCCAAGUGAUAAAAAGGCAUUAGAUUUAAUGAAUGUUUUACAAGUUGAUGAAAUAUUUCCACAUCCAUCAAAUAUUCAAACGACAAUGAAAUAUGAUUUAAUUCUUGAUUGUAUUCGACCGGAUUAUUUGAAUACAACAACUUCAUUCACCACAUUAUCAUCAUCAUCUUCAUCAUCAUCGAAUACACACUUGAAACAAUAUAAUUUAAUUGAUCAUUUAUUACCUCAACUACCAUCUAUGUUAAUUUAUUUAAAUACAUCAUCAAAUCGUACACGUUAUAUUAUGCUUAAUCCACCAUUAUUAUAUUUAAAUGAUUAUUAUGGACCAUUUAUUGGUAGUGGAAUAGCAUAUUCCCAAUUAUUGUAUAGUAAUAUUGCAGCAUUAUUCUCUAACAAUAAUGUUUAUAAUACUAAUUUAAAUAAAAUACGUUGGGUAUUUUUUAAACCAAAUAAUAAAGUAUUAAAUUAUCUUUUAAAUUUAGUUUCAAAUAAACAAUUAAUAAUACCAGUGGAUACGGUUUAUCAAUUUAAUCAUGUACCAGAUGCAUUUCAUCGACUGUAUACAAAAGGUAAACGUGGUAAACUUGUAAUUGAAGUAAAUAAUUAA